Messenger RNA from Linum trigynum, 4341 nucleotides. The record is from the annotation of a GenBank genome assembly. Lineage: Eukaryota; Viridiplantae; Streptophyta; Magnoliopsida; Malpighiales; Linaceae.
AUUCCAUCUACUUGAUUUGGACAUUGCUGGUUUUUGUUUUCUCAGCCAGGGAUUCAUUGCCUUUGGUGUCACUGUGGAUUUUUGGUCCAAGGGCAAUCCAGAUUGGAUUUUUCUUAUGAAAUCUCUUGGUGGCUUCUAUUUUUACCAUCAAUAAUUGGAGCCAGGUAAACAUUCUUUUGGUUAUUUCAUGUUCACUCUAGAGACAUCAUGGUGCAUGGCAAUAGUGACUAUAUUUAAGGCUAAUGUCUUGGUUUGGAUUGUCCAUUAUAGUGUUUAUGUUUUACUGUUUUCUUUUGUAAUGCAAUGGGAUAAUGACUUUUUAUCGUAUUAUUAUAUAUGAUGUUGUUGACCUACCUCCGGCCAUCGCCGCAUACAUGUUAACGAAUAAUAUCAGUUAGAAUCUAAGAGUCAAUUUCCGUGACUACGUCCGGUGAAGGGUCGUUAAUAAGCCAGUUGUUGUAUUAUUUAUUAUGUAUUUGCCGCUUACGCCUUGUUUACAAUGUCUUGUUUUGGUUCAAGGCAAGAAAAAUUAAUUAUUUGAAUAUGAAGUUCUUGUAAGCGCAUGGCAUUGUAGAAAAUUCAUUACACAUCUAAUUAAUGUGCCCCGAAUAUAUGUGUUUUCAACAAUAUAUAACAGGACUUGUAAGAUGAUAAUUGAUAUGCUAAUCAUGGUGGUUUCCAAAGAAUUAACUGAUGGCAACUAGAGAAAGAAAACUAGGGCUGGCUAUUUGGUUCGAUUUUUUUGGUUUUAUCCGAGAUCGGAUCCUAUAAUCCAGACCGAGACCGGACCGGGACCGGAUAGUAAACAAUCAAAUCCAAUCUUUGGACUUAGAUUUGAGGUAAAAAAAAACCAUUUGGGACCGGAUCGAAAACUGGAUAAAGACCGGAUAAGAGAGCUCAACACCCAAAACUUAAGGGUAAAAGUCGAAAGUUGCCCAGGGGGUAAUGGGUGAUAAAAAAAAUUCUCCAAAUACAUUGAAAAUUAUAUUAUUUUAUAGAUUUCAAUAACCUCGUACUCUCUGUGCAUGAAAAAAAAUUCGAGUUAAAACAAACAAGAUGCAAAUUGAUUAAAAAAACGUAGGAAAAAAGUUCUUACCCUUUACAUAUGUCCCUACUCAAAAUCAAUGAACCAAAUCUAGUUAUGCAUAAUCAAGGUUAUACACCCUAGACCUAGGGAUGACAACAAAACCCGAACCCACGGGUACCCACCCGACCCAACCCGGUCAACGCGGGUAAAACCCGUGUUGACGGGUUUUGGGUCGGGUUCGGGUUUAAACCCGCUACACUAUUCACCGGGUCGGGUUGGGUUUGGGUUUAGGUAAACCCGCCCCAUGGGUACCCGCCCACACACAUAUAAUUACUUUCCCGAUAUAUUUAAUAUUCUAAAUAAUAUAUCUUCCUUAAAGAACUGAUAUUCUUUAUGUUUGUGGAGACAUGUAUAAUUUUUUCUUUAUAAUUGUUUAGAAUGAAGUUGAUAUUAUGAAGUGGAGAGUGAAGAAACUUAGUUGACGAGGAAGAAGCUUUCAAUUAAUCUUAUUGUUUAUGUAUGUUUAUCUUUAAUUUUGAACAAUUUGUAUUGAUCAUUUGCGGUUUGCUUGUAUGCUCUAGAUUGGUGUUUUUUGUAUGAUUAAUUUGUAUGAGAAAAUUGAUGUUAAACUUUUAUUUUGAAAGAAACUUGUUAUUGUAAAUUUUUACCACAAAAACCCACGGGUACCCAUGAACCCGCGGAUACCCAGGGGGUUGGGUUGGGUUUGAGUUUUUCAAACCCAACGGGUUUUACCCCGGAUUUUUUUAGCGGAUAAACCCAUGGGUUUGGGUUUGAGUUUGACAAAACCCGCCCCAACCCGACCCAUUGCCAUCCCUAAAUAUGCUCCAACUAAUAUAGAAAGAAAUGAAGGGUUAGAUCGAAAUAUUCUUACAUUGUUAUCACAAAUUCCUUAUGCUUUUUUUAACAAAACAAGAAAAUACCCUACCUCUUCAACUCAGUCGAGUAAGUAAAUUACUCGGUCAGCCCAUAAACAAAUUGAUGUUCCUAAGAUAAUUUGCCUUUAGCAAGAUAGGUCGACGCCAAAAAAAGCCAUAUAGCAGGAACCCGCUAAUGACAAGUUUGAUGGUCAUUAAAGCAAUGUUUGUUUUUUGUCACAUGCUACUGAUCUCGUUGGCUCCGCUAAUCCACUUCCAAACACCCUCGCCUCGUCCCCCAGCUAGCUGUUUGAUUCACUUCGGACUAACCCAUGAUAUUGUCGCCCAACACCUCUUCACUUAGUUAAUUUAAUCACUCCAUUUAAUUAACCUCCUCACUAAUUAAUCACCAACUCUCCCCUCCCUCCUAGCUUUCUCCCCACUCCGGCGCCGGAGAUGGAAAGCAAUAAUAAAGACCACCACCGCAGCAUCGAGUCCUCCAUCUCGACGCCGGACCUCCACGACACCGGCCUCAAGCUGGAGCGAGCUAGAGAGGCCUACGCCGGCUACAACUCCGACGUCAUGGAGAAGCCUUCGAAGAUGGAGGUGUGGAUUUGGUAUCUGUACGAGGUCUGCUCCUACUUCAUCCAUUCCUCCCUCCUCCCCAUCGUCUUCCCGCUCAUGAUCAGCCAGAUCCACCGCCUCCCCGCCGAGCCCACCGCCGGCUGGCUCACCAGCCCCAUCGGCCUCUCCUGCCGCCCUCAACUAUCCCAGCUAUACGAAGCGCUGGUGAACAAGAACGUAGAAUUCGGGACCGCCAGAAUCUCAGCAUUGCAAUGGACCUCCUUUUCAUGGGGAGUGGGCUUGGGCCUAGCCGGCCCAAUACUCUGGCUCAUAUCCACAAGCCUGGACUACGGCAACUUCCAGCCCAUCAUAGCCGGCACCGCCAUCGCCACCGGAUUCUUCUUCUGCCUCCCCACGGGGUUCUUCAACGUCACCUGGAUCUUCCCGCCCUUCAUCAUCGCCAUCGUGGCGGCGAGCACAAUCGCCGCAGCCACCCACACGCGCCACCACGGCAUGAUGGUGCGCGGAUUCACCGGCCCGAACCUCCACAAGUCCCGAUUCGCCCUCCGCCGCUGGAUCUCCAGCUGGCUCUCCCUCUACGCCGCCGCCGCCGGCGCCCUCGGCUCCGCCGUCAUCACUGCCUUCACCUACUACAUGCUCCGGAAAAAAGAAAAAGAGCUCAGCCUCUGGAUCGUCACCAUCUUCAGCGGCCUCGCGUGGGCCGCCGGAAUCUCCCACGUCGCCUUCAUCAAGCCCCGCAGCGUCUCCGGCGAUGUCGCCGGCCGGCCUUCGCCGGCGAAACAUUCCCUCUCGAUUUUCACCUACCCGCACGCCUUCACAACCCUGAUUUUAACAUUCCUCUCGUCGUUCACCACGAUGUGCAUCUUCGCGAGCGGAUACCUCUACUUCGCCGGAUUCCUCUGUCUCCGGCCGCCGGUGAUCCUCUACUCCUGGCUGAUCUACUUCGUAUUCCCUUUAAUUUCCCUCCCGGCGGUCCACCUGGUCCAGCACGCGCUCCGAGCCGACGCGGCGAAGAUGCACGCGCUAGGGUUCGUCAUGGCGCUGAUCACGUCCGGGUUCGGGUUCUACUUCCGGUCCGGAAUCUGGGCCGCCGGAGUAAUUCUAGCCUUCUCGGCGGUGCAGGGGACGUCGGCGGGUGUGAUGCACGCGUUCCAGCGCGUGCUGCUGUCGGACUGCUCGCCGCCGGGGAAGGAAGGGGUGUUCGCGGCGUGGUUCGAGUGGUGGAGGGCGGCGGGGGCGUUCGCCGGGUUCACGGUGGCGGCUACCUUGCCGGGGGAGAUAAGUACCAGCUUAGCUGUCACGUUUUUGACGUCCGUGGCGGGGAUCGUGGUGCUGGUGUACGGACACAUCAGCGAUACAGGUGGAGCUGCCGCGGCUGGACACGUGGUGGCGGGGGAGGGGAAGUCGGGUCGGGUUCAUGAUGAGGAGCAGCAGGAUGACCCGGAUGGUGGGAUAACGUCCCCGCCGCCACGUGCUCGGCUGGCAUUGGAGGACGAUGUUCAUCACGGGAAUGGUAAAAAUUAUAAUAACAACGUUCGUAGUUUGGCGGUAAUGAAGGAGGAUGAGGAUCAUGAUGACGAACUAAGUUUUCAGCACGACCAUGAAGAUGACAUUAGCUUAGCCUUAAGCUAAUUAGUUGAUAAUUAGCCUAGCUACAUAAAUUCAGAUGAUGAUCAUCAUAGGCUAUGAUUAAUUGUUGAUUACGAAGUGUCAAAGCCUUGAUGAUCUCAGUCUCAGCAUGCAUGCCGGCCCGGUUUGUUUAUUUUUGUAAUUUUCAUUCUCAUUUUUUUCUUCAAAGACUUGGUUUUGUUGCCCAAGGAAUCGUAUGUAUCCAAAUAAUUUAAGGACUUUGCG